This is a messenger RNA of Hibiscus syriacus, 2402 nucleotides long. RefSeq names its product CSC1-like protein At4g02900. NCBI's taxonomy places the organism in Eukaryota, Viridiplantae, Streptophyta, Magnoliopsida, Malvales, Malvaceae. Gene Ontology annotation, cellular component: plasma membrane. The record is from RefSeq and is a predicted model, not a curated record. Gene Ontology annotation, molecular function: calcium-activated cation channel activity.
ACCAGCCGGGAAGGAAAUAUGGCUAACCUUCGAGAUAUAUCCGUUUCAGCUGCAUUGAAUCUUCUUUCUGCAUUUGCAUUCUUAGUGGCUUUUGCAAUAUUGAGGCUUCAACCAAUUAACGACCGGGUUUACUUUCCGAAAUGGUAUCGGAAGGGGGCAAGGAGCAGCCCUAGUCGAUCUGGACCAACUGUCAACCAAUUUGUCAACUUAGAUUGGAAGACAUAUAUUAGAUUCUUGAAUUGGAUGCCUGCAGCUUUGGGAAUGCCUGAACCCGAGCUAAUUGAUCAUGCCGGGCUCGAUUCUGUUGUAUAUAUUCGAAUUUACCUUCUUGGCUUGAAAAUAAUUGUCCCCUUGGCUGUUCUUGCUUUCUUAGUUUUGGUCCCUGUCAAUUGGACGGGGGAAACAUUAGAGAGUAUCAAGAAUCUGACAUUCAGCGACAUUGACAAGCUGUCAAUAUCAAAUGUUCCAGAUGGGUCAAAAAGGUUCUGGGCUCAUAUUGUUAUGUCAUAUGUAUUUGCUCUUUGGACCUUUUAUGUGCUAUAUGUUGAAUACAAAAUAGUAGCUUCUAUGAGGUUAAAAUAUCUGGCAUCAGAAAUACGUCGUCCUGAUCAAUUCACAGUUCUAGUGAGAAAUAUUCCGCCUGAUCCUGAUGAAUCAGUUAGUGAGCACGUUGAACAUUUUUUUCGUGUAAAUCACCCUGAUUUUUAUCUUACUCAUCAGGUUGUAUAUAACGCAAAUAAGCUUGCAGAGUUGGUUGAAAAGAAGAAGAGUUUACAAAAUUGGUAUACUUACUACCUUAAUAAGUAUGAGAGGACUUCAAAGAGCUCGACCACUAGGACAGGUUUCUGUGGUCUAUUUGGCGAUAAAGUUGAUGCAAUCGAUUAUUACUCCUCGGAGAUUCAGAAGCUGAGCGAAGCAGAAGCUUCAGAAAGAGAAAAAGUCCUGAGUGAUCCAAAUGCUAUAGUUCCAGCAGCUUUUGUUUCAUUCAAAUCCCGAUGGUCAGCAGCUAUAUGUGCUCAAACUCAGCAAUCGCAUGACCCAACAAUUUGGUUGACAGAAUGGGCUCCUGAGCCACGUGAUGUUUAUUGGAGUAAUCUUGCUAUACCAUAUUUUGAUCUUACUAUUCGGAGGUUGCUCAUGGCCGUUGCACUAUUUUUUCUUAUUUUCUUCUUCAUGGUCCCUAUAGCUUUUGUUCAAUCUCUAGCCAAUAUUGAUGGGAUUGAGAAGGUUUUUCCUUUCUUGAGGCGAUUAAUAGAAAAGGAGUCUGUCAAGUCCUUCAUCCAAGGGUUUCUUCCUGGGAUUGUACUGAAGAUAUUUCUUAUUCUACUUCCAACAAUUCUUAUGACAAUGUCCAAGAUAGAAGGAUUUCCAUCACGCUCAUCUUUGGAUAGACGAUCAGCUGGGAAAUAUCACCUAUUCCUUCUCGUCAAUGUAUUUCUUGGGAGUAUUAUCACUGGUGCCGCAUUUGAGCACCUUAAAAUUUUCCUUCACCAGCCUCCAACAGAGAUUCCGAAAACCGUUGGUGAAUCUAUCCCGAUGAAAGCCACUUUUUUCAUUACUUAUAUAAUGGUUGAUGGAUGGGCGGGGGUUGCUGCAGAAAUCCUCAGAUUAGUACCUUUAAUAAUUUUCCACCUGAAAAAUAUGUUUUUAGAAACAGAACAAGAUAGGGAGGAAGCAAUGGAUCCUGGUUGUCUAAACUUUGCAACAUAUGAACCAAGGAUACAACUGUAUUUCUUGCUCGGACUUGUUUACUCUGCUGUCACACCUGUACUUCUUCCUUUCAUCAUCAUCUUCUUUGCUUUUGCCUAUGUGGUAUUUCGUCACCAGGUUAUCAACGUGUAUGAUCAAAAAUAUGAGAGUGGAGGGUCAUUCUGGCCAGAUGUGCAUCGACGUCUGAUCAUUGGUUUAUUAAUAUCUCAACUUCUUCUAAUGGGGUUGUUGAGCACAAAGAACAUCGAGAAAUCAACAAUUGCACUCAUUCCUCUUCCUAUUAUGACCAUCUGGUUUCACGUAUACUGCAAGGGCCGUUUCGAAUCUGCAUUUGUAAGGUUCCCGUUGCAGGAUGCAAUGAUCAAAGAUACACUCGAACGGGCAACGGAGCCGACCUUAAACUUGAAAGACUACCUUAAGGAUGCUUACAUACAUCCAGUUUUCAAGGGCAGAGACUACUUCGAGAGCCCACAAUUGGUUUCGGAUGAAGAGAGCAACACGCUUGUGAUGACAACAAGGAUGGGUAAACAUUAUGCAGAAUCCAUUUUUACAAACAGUAGUUAGAGAUAGAAGAAACCAGCCUCAUUGUUCAGUAUUAGCAUUUGGUCAUCAUGUUGUUCUUGUAGAUAUACGAGAUUUUUGUAUUGAGUUGUUGAAAUGUAGUCCCAAAGAUGAUUGAAACAAAUUGCUUA